AUGUCCAAAUCUGUUGUCUGCUUUCAGGGUGAGCCCUCAGGCGAAGCUUUCGUCCACUUUGUGUCUGAGAUAGCAGCCAAUGUGGUGGUCUUGGGCAAGCAGAAUCAACCCUUUGUGACUGCCUCGGGAGCACGCAGCAAUGUCCAGUUGAUACUGGCCACACAGGACGAGACAAAAGAAUUCGUCAGCAUUCCGGGCACACAACCCUCCAUCGACUGGUCCGCUCUGGCAAGCAAUCUCACCAGCGGUGGCGUCUCCAACGCAGGUACUACCACAACAACGUCGCCACUGCCACCAACGAUGCCGUAUAUGUUACCCCCGGGAAUCCCCGCACCGCUGAUUCUGGGCUUGCAAUUUCCAUUCUCAUUGGUCAGUCAGAUGUCCUGCGUACCGUCGCUCAACGUCAAUCAACCACCCGAUUUUAAUGGUUGCCUCAAAGGCAACGGUGCGAGACUGCCCUCGAUGCCGUUCAUGAGUGCUGAAGCUGCAUCGACUAAAUUGGAACCGGAGGGUCUGCCAAAACCUGGCAUUCCCAUGGAGACGCCUAAGAAAGCUUAG
Dibothriocephalus latus is the source of this 558-nucleotide messenger RNA. The record is from the annotation of a GenBank genome assembly. NCBI's taxonomy places the organism in Eukaryota, Metazoa, Platyhelminthes, Cestoda, Diphyllobothriidea, Diphyllobothriidae.